Messenger RNA from Paecilomyces variotii, 1915 nucleotides. RefSeq lists its product as hypothetical. The coding region runs from base 176 to 1519 and encodes 447 amino acids. The transcript is spliced from 3 exons. NCBI's taxonomy places the organism in Eukaryota, Fungi, Ascomycota, Eurotiomycetes, Eurotiales, Thermoascaceae. The record is from RefSeq and is a predicted model, not a curated record.
UAUCUUCUGCGGCGUUCUGAGAAUCUAUCGAUCAAGUCACGUGAUCGGAUGCUCACCACGCGCAUAUGAAAAACAUCCAACUUGGUAUCCCAACAACUAACUAACUGCGUCUCGAACCCAGUCCAUCCUGAUUCGGGAUCGGAUAUCUAGAUUCUCUUCCCCAAUUUCAACUGCCAUGAGCGCUACGAUGAGCGCUGAAGAAUUCCUGGCCAACGUUGAAGGCGGCAUCGUGCCAGUGGCCUGCCAUGAGGAUGUCUUGCGCAUCGCAUUCAUCUAUCUGGACGAGGGGCUGUGGACGGGCAACGGGGUGUUUGAUGUUGUCGAGAAGCUGCACGCGCAUGGCUGGUCCUUUGGUGAGGGCGAGUUGCGCUUUAACCGUACCCUGGAUAUAUUCUACCUCGCACAGCUGGCAGCAGCCAUCUACCGCUAUUCCUCUCAACUAGAAGAUGACUUCCCCUCCUUCUCUGAUUUCCCUGCCUUCUAUACAGCUCACUACGACCUCCUGCACUCCUCCGCCUGGCGCUCCUACUACUCUAUCCCCUACCUCAGCCAGCGCACCACCGCAUGCUUCUACCGCCCGCCCGACCUCCAGGACCUCCCGGACUCCUCCUCGCCGCUAUGCCAGCCGCGCCGUCGUCCGGUAUCUGGACACGUCCUGAAACUCCCCCGCUGGGCCUACACGGUGGGGUGCACGCGUUACAGGCAGCCCUUUCUGCCAGGGGAGACUCUGACUGCAGUCGCCCUCCGCACGCUGGAGGCAACCAUGACACGUCUGCACACGGCCUGCCCCAGCGCACCACCACCUGCUUCGGAAUCCCAUGCGCGCUUCUGGCUGGACUAUUUUACUCCUCCUGAUCCAUCUCCAUCUCGUCUGGCGAAGGUACCGUCCCGGGAAGCAUGGGGGCUCAAUAGCUUUGGGAUAUUGGUCGCGCAGGGAAAGUAUGAUAUACACGGGUUGGAAGCAGAGUACCUCGCACAGGUAUCGGAGAAGGAGGAGGUGGAGGAAGAUGGCGAGUCGGAGCCGGUGGUGUGGUGUGGGUUGCCGGAUGGAGGGAUUGGAGAGCAGGCUUGGUGGAGGGGGUGGGAGGAAGAGCUUGGGAGUGAGGAGGAGGUGGAGUUCCUCGCCGCUGUUGCGGUGGAGGAGACAGUUGAACUAGGACUAGGACCCGAAGGAAUCGAGCUGGAUGAGUUGGACUUGUCAAUCCGGUCACAUAUCCUACUGGCCGUCAUGCAGGCUGCGGUGAAGAACGGGCAGGAGAGGGAGUCUUUCCUGGAGGAGCUGGAGAGGCGGAUGGUGCAGAAGGGGAGAAUUGGCCCGGAGAGGGCAGGCACCUGGGUCAAAGAGGCCUUGGGGAUCAUGAAGCCGUAUGUACGUGGAUGGCAGGGCGUGUGGCCUGGUGCAGAGGAGAGGGGGGAGAUGCUACGACAGAUCUUGGUGGAAAAUGGGCAGCUCUUUGCACGCUGGAGGGUGUCACCUCAUUUGAAGCAGUUCACUUUCGAGCUGGGGCCGAGGGAGUAAGGGAUUAGACUGCCAUUACGACCAUUCUACAACCAUUACAGAUCGGGUCGGAAUCGAUGCUUAUUAUCAUUACUACUGCUGCUACUGCAACUGCAACUGCAACUGCAGGCUGUAUGAUGAUUCACUCGAGAUAGUAUUAGCAUGUGCACCUUUGUAUUCCUGGACUGCCGCUGUCCGCUUAUUAACUUAACUACAAUCCGGUCCUUGCGAUGUGGCCAAAGAACCGGGGUAACUAAUGCAGGCUUGAUUCCCCGCACAAAGCUUUGGAGCUACUACUGUAGUUAAAGUCAUUUUGGCUUAUCACGACAGGGAUUCCUUUGCAACCCAACAGCCAUUAGUAACUACUAGCUAUAUUACAUGUUCUUCCAAAAUUUAUUAUUAUCGUUUACAAUAUUA